AUGUCUGGGCACUUCGGUAAACUUAAAGACCUUUUAUUUUACUCAAACUGCAGCACUCCAGAGCCUGAACCGACUCCUUCAGACAGCACUAAAAAGGACGCUGAAGAGCCUAUCAUUUUAGAUGAAAGUGAUAACCCUGCCCUUAUUGAACAACAGCGUAAGCACCCAUUGCGCCCUUCAAGUUUUGAAGCCUUGAUGCAGCCUCUUAAAAUUGCCACCAUGGUCGAGUCAAUAGACGGUGUCAAGGUAGACGUGGCUGUUGGCCUUUCUCAGCAUCUGCAAAUCCAAAACACAGUGGUGCUGCCAAAUGGCCAAGGAGGCAAUUAUGAAGCGAAUUUUAUGUUUGUUGGAGGCCAGAUGACUAAUCCUUAUGAUAUGGUCACACCAAACCCAGUUAUGGUUGCUAAAGGGUGCAUGCUUUUUUCUCAAGAAUUUUUGGUCGUGAUCAAAUUUGACUGUUGUUCUGAGCAAAUGUCUAACGAAGAAAUGCCUCACUAGCAAAAAUCCCAAUCAAAUGGCAUAGAGCCAUUGCUAAAGUAUCUCCUGGAACUGGAAGGCAAGACAUAAGAUUUAUAACAAAAGGAAAUUAUGAUAUAUUGUUCAUUAUAAAUAUCCCAGAUCCUAAUCAUUAUUUUUUUCAGUAUUGUAUACACUUCUAAUUUAGUCUGGCAGAUAAUUAAUAAUAUUUAAGGCAAUACCUUAUAUGGAAUACCGAUUACAAGCUCAAUAUGCUUCAUCUAAUAUAAAUGAGUCUCAAGUGCUUCUAGAAGCUGAAAAGCAAGGAGAAGACUACGUAGCUGGGGUCAAGCUUGGAAUUAAAGGAGACCAGUUCUCUUAUAAUUACAUGCAGAGCUUACAUAAAAAUCUUCAAUUAGGAUUUGAAGUUUCGACUAUGACAAAGCCUCGUCAGUCUAUCGAUUUCAGUUACGGAGGGAAAUUUACUUGGGGUCCAGCAUCAUAUAUGCUUAUUUAUAUAAAUUGUGUUUUUUAGACGAUCUUUUUUAAUAAUGUACUAUUUAGAUUUUAUAAUUAUAUUAUUUUCAGCAUUAUGCUCCUUUUCAAUCAUCUAACUUCGGAGCUGUUAUAAAGGCUAGCCCAAAUGUUACUUAUACCACUGAGAUCAGCAAUAUGAAUAUGGAAAGAAAAUAUGAGUUUUCAGGUGGAAUCGGAGUGAGAUUUUCAAGAGCGAAACUUAAUGCUCAAAAAAUAGGACAAUUUUGGAUCGGAUUUCUUUUUGUAGAUUUUCCUUGGAACUAUUUGGAGGGAUUAUUUAGGCAAUUAAUAGGCAAAAGCAUUAUUUUUCGACUGAGUGUCUGACAAGGAAGAAAUUUAGGCCAAAAUAGCCCUGAGGAAUAUCUUCAAGAGGAAAUUUUGCAGAGGAAAAAAUAUAUGCCUGCUCAAAUAACAGGGUCUGGAAAACUUUCGAUGUCAAUCACUCAAGUGAUUAACCCUAUUUUAAGAGUGAGCUUCUCAGCUGAUGCAGAUUUAGCCAAAAAUGAUCAAAAAUUCGGAAUGGGAGUGACCAUAGGACAGUAA
Molecule: messenger RNA, 1536 nt
Organism: Blepharisma stoltei
Lineage: Eukaryota; Ciliophora; Heterotrichea; Heterotrichida; Blepharismidae
Source: the annotation of a GenBank genome assembly